AUUGUAGCGACUUUUGCUUAUGUAAAUUUGAGGAUGAAAUUGAUAAUUAUGCCUAUUUAAAGUGCACGACGGUGCUUCUUGUUCUGUUUCUAAAACACUAUCCCUUUUACUGUUUAUUGACAAAGAGAAACAAUCGGAGGAUCUGUUCUGUUCCAUAAGAUGGCUGGACUUUUAGGAUAUAGGAGCCUUCCACCUAAGGCAAAGAAUCUGGUAGUUGCUGGGGGUUUGACAGCUUUUGUCUUUGGUGCAUACUUCUACACCAUGAGGGCUGUUGGAGGCACUGAUGAACUGCAGGUAGCAAUUGAUAAGUUUGAAGCUGACAAGAGCAAGAAUGAGGGUGAUGCCAACAUGCCAUCAAAGGUCUAAAGCUUGUACAAUAAAGCAAUACUUUGGGUGUAUUCACUGUUUUGGUUUGGGAUCAAGCUUUUUACUUAGUAUGAGAAUGUUCUAAAAGGAAUGAUAUUGAAUCUAGUUGCUAAUAAGUUUCAACCAGCUUUAUGUACUAUGACUGUGUGGUAGGGAAUCUAAAUUGAGAUUCUGUUUUGGCCUUAUUGAGGUGUUUCACGAGGAUAACACAAAUCUGUGAUCAUUAGUAUAUGUAAGAACAGCUGCUACUGUGACUUUGGGCAGAAUUCCAUUACAAACUUAAAAUGAAAA
Messenger RNA from Glycine soja, 657 nucleotides. RefSeq lists its product as uncharacterized. Lineage: Eukaryota; Viridiplantae; Streptophyta; Magnoliopsida; Fabales; Fabaceae. The transcript has 2 exons. The record is from RefSeq and is a predicted model, not a curated record. Bases 160 to 366 code for a protein of 68 amino acids.